AUGGCAGAUCAGUCCCUAUUUUCACGUGUCCCAAGCACGGUUCCAUAUCGUUCAUUUCGACUGAAAGACCCCAAAUUUAGUUCCCUACAGCAAAGGCGAAGACAAGUUUGUUCAAUAAAACCAGACCUCCAGGUGCUUUCUUCUUCACUUAUCUGUACUUCGAUGACCCUCCAACCUCCUCCAGUUACUUCCUUCCGCACAAAGAACUCCAGAUGUACCAGCUGUUCCCAUCCACAGAAAUCCUUAAAAUAUCCAACCCGGUCUUCUCAUCCGAGGACUAAUCAGAUAACCAGUUUUAGCCGAAAAUCUGCGUAUACUCCCCCUUUACCCUCGCCUGUUGAAAACGCUCCUCAGUCUCCUCCACCUGCGAAUUGUACUCCUUCGCGAUUAAAAAUAAAGAAUUCUUUACUGCCAUCAGCCUUAAGCCUCAGUAAAGAAAAAGAGAAUCUCGUCAUUGAAUCCCCACCUUCCCGAAUCUCUGACUCCUUCUCUCCACUAACAACAAGUUUUGGAACACCUGUUGGUAUUCCGGCACUUUCUUCAGAGAGUGAAAAAAAAGCAGCUGAAUCCCCAACAAGUCCGUGUAAAUCAAUAUUAAAGAGACCGACAAGAGAGAUGAAGGAGAGAUUAGUCACAGCUCCCGGUGUGAGUGGACGAAUCGGCAUCCCUGUGGCUGUGUGCUUCAGUCAAUCGCUCUCCGCAACUUCUCAAAAGGAGGUUCGUUUCGACGUGGAGCGUAACUCUCUGCACACCUAUGAAAGAGAUGUAUUUGUGUUACGGACUCUUGCUCCUAGCUGUGGAAUGAAUGCAAUAAUCAUCUGCCUAUUAGUUUUUAUUUUCCUUCGUCAAGCCUAUGGGUUUGUUCCCGCCGUCGAGUUUGACUUGUCAAAGGACUCCAACAAUGUCUACGUUGGACAGCUUUACAAACACGAAUCUAUCGUGAAGCUCUCACCACCUUUGAGAGCGUUUACCAAUUCUGAAAUCAGUCGUUCAAAUAAAAUCUGCGGAUUUCAUCGCAUCGUGAAAGACGAUUAUCAGUUGCCUUUUGAUGUGGAUUUAAAGGAUACUAAUCUGGGUACCGGAGAGAUCCGCGUUCGCAAUAAUGCUCCAGUGGAUUUUACUCAGAAUCGAAUGUAUACCUUUCAAAUUGAAGCUUAUGAUUGUGAUUCUCCUCCAAACUACUCUGAAAGGUUAUUUGAUUUGUUCUGUUGA
Rodentolepis nana is the source of this 1212-nucleotide messenger RNA. The record is from the annotation of a GenBank genome assembly. NCBI's taxonomy places the organism in Eukaryota, Metazoa, Platyhelminthes, Cestoda, Cyclophyllidea, Hymenolepididae.